Camellia sinensis is the source of this 1515-nucleotide messenger RNA. Its product is annotated as MADS-box protein AGL42. The record is from RefSeq and is a predicted model, not a curated record. NCBI's taxonomy places the organism in Eukaryota, Viridiplantae, Streptophyta, Magnoliopsida, Ericales, Theaceae. Gene Ontology annotation, biological process: positive regulation of transcription by RNA polymerase II. Gene Ontology annotation, molecular function: protein dimerization activity; DNA-binding transcription factor activity; RNA polymerase II transcription regulatory region sequence-specific DNA binding. Gene Ontology annotation, cellular component: nucleus.
AUAAUAUAUGUUUCUUUAUUUUUUCCCCCUCAAUUAGCUGUUGGGUUUUCCAUUUGUGGGGUAUAUACAAACUUUUCUGUGCUUGAUAGUGAAAGACAAAGAGAAUAUUGAGUUCUGAGGUUUGAAAGUAAAGAGCUUGAUUCCUCAACAAUCAAAAGAUGUGUGUGUGAAAAUAUAAUAUUUUUGGGUUUUUUUGGUUGUUCUUGUUGGGAUCUUCAAAGCUUCAAGUCCAUUUCUCUCUCAAUUUUCCUGGGUUUCUUGAUGUAGAUCAUUUGGGGUUUUAGGGUUUUGACUGUACUUGCCAAUACUUUGCUUCCGAAUGAUUCUGUGCUCCUGUGACAUUAUCUAGGGUUGUGAGUGUUUUUCUAGAAUCUGAGCUCAAGACCACCUUUUCAGGGAUUCUUAGCUAUCUCAAGAGAUGGUGAGAGGGAAAGUUCAGUUGAAGAGAAUUGAGAAUGUAACAAACAGACAAGUGACUUUUUCAAAGAGGAAAAAUGGGCUUUUGAAAAAGGCUUAUGAGCUAUCAGUUCUGUGUGAUGCUGAAGUGGCUGUGAUAAUCUUCUCUCAGAAAGGAAGGCUCUAUGAUUUUUCAAGCUCCAAGUCACGUGCCACAAGGAAGCUAAAUUGCCUACUCUAUUUGUUUACUUGGAGCAUCUAUUAUCCCAUGCAAAAGACUAUAGAGCGAUACGGUGAACAUGUGAAAAUGGUGCAAACCAACAAUCCUAAUGAAGAACAAUUCACGCAGCAACUGGAGCAUGAAGCAACAAUUAUGUCGCAGAAGAUAAAGAUUAUUGAAGCUCAUCAACGGAAAUUUCUUGGGCAAGAUCUGGCAUCUUGUUCGGUUGAGGAACUCAGAGAGAUUGGCAGCCAGCUGGAGCAAAGCUUAAGAAGCGUUAGGGCGAGGAAGGAGCUGUUAUUCAAGGAACAAAUAGAUCGAUUAAAAGAAAAGGAGAGACUCUUGUUGGAAGAAAACGCAAAGUUACAUGAAAAGUGUGCAGAGAAACCAUGGCAGCUACAACCAGCAAAGGAGAAAGAAGUUGCAAUGAGCAGCCGUAGUAGUCUAAGUUCAGAGAUGGUGGAGACUGAACUGUUCAUCGGCCUGCCUCUAAUGCGCUGCUGAUAGCAAAUUUUCAUCCUCCUCCAUAUUGACUGCACAUCAUAUAUACACACUUGAUUCAACAUCAAAUGAUUGCAUUUCAAGGCAUGCAAUAGAUCAAAUGAUGGAACAAUUUGGGUACGGCAAAAAGAUCAUAUGUACUUAUUCGAUCUAGUAAGUGUAUCUUAUGUCAAAAUUGAGAAAUUCUAUGUACCUAUUCUCUUAUUUAUUACCUUGGUCUACUAUAUAGGCAGGAUACCGUUAUUGUUACUAAGAAACUGAAAGAAACCUCGAAAACGGAAGAAAGGGCUCGCAUGCAAAUCUCGGGUCUUGAUUGGUAUGCUUAUUGGUAUAUAUUUGUUAGUUUCUUCUAAUAUUGUUGUUUUGUUUCUGGAAAUGCCAUUCUGUAAUUCCAUAUA